Molecule: messenger RNA, 540 nt
Organism: Hibiscus syriacus
Lineage: Eukaryota; Viridiplantae; Streptophyta; Magnoliopsida; Malvales; Malvaceae
Product: protein translation factor SUI1 homolog 2-like
Exons: 5
Coding region: 173-514 (113 amino acids)
Biological process (GO): translational initiation
Molecular function (GO): RNA binding; translation initiation factor activity
Source: RefSeq, a predicted model, not a curated record
AGCCAUCCAUCAAAACUCAGCGCGCGCGCGAGAUAGAAACGGAGCUCAGCCUUGGAUCAUCAAUUUCAGGGUUUCUUUAUUUCAUAAUCGGGAUUCCUUGAUUUAUCCAAAACCCUAAUUUCACGGAUCAGGUCUGAGUGUUCGAGUUGUUCAUCUCUAUCAACUAAGUUUCAUGUCUGAUCUUGAAGUCCAGAUUCCUUCUGCCUUUGAUCCGUUUGCUGAUGCAAAUGCUGAAGACGCCGGUGCCGUUGCCAAGGACUACAUUCACAUCCGUAUUCAGCAGCGGAACGGUAGGAAAAGCCUGACCACUGUUCAGGGGUUGAAGAAAGAAUUUUGCUACAACAAAAUCCUCAAGGACCUCAAGAAAGAACUUUGCUGCAAUGGCACCGUUGUCCAGGACCCUGAAUUAGGGAAGGUUAUUCAACUUCAAGGAGAUCAGAGGAAAAACGUCUGCACUUUCCUUGUCCAGGCUGGAAUUGUGAAGAAGGAUAACAUCAAAAUCCACGGUUUUUAAGUUGCAGCUGCGAGAAUUUUGGGGAG